AUGUCGGCAACUGCAGGUACUACUGAUUCUGGAUUGAGUGGACAACCAAGUGAUGAUAUUGAUAAACAAAAAGGUCCUUCAACUGGUAGCAAUGUCGAAUCUGUAUCAACCAGUCAACCAGGUGGUCAACCAAGUAAUAACAUAGAUCAACAAAAAGGUCCUUCAACUGGUAGCAAUGUUGAAUCACCAGGUGGUACACUUGGCACUGCAACUGAACCCGUAAAAAGUGGAAAGACUUAA
Adineta steineri is the source of this 240-nucleotide messenger RNA. NCBI's taxonomy places the organism in Eukaryota, Metazoa, Rotifera, Eurotatoria, Adinetida, Adinetidae. The record is from the annotation of a GenBank genome assembly.